GCAGAUUUACCGUCACAUUGCUACAGAUUACUGUUCAGAAUCACAUUUCUGCCAACCCUGUCCGCCCGUACCGCUGCAACAGAACCAACUGACAGUUGGACAAAAAAACUUGAAAAGAGACGACAACACAAAACAACCCGUAUCGCCGAAUGUCCGCCAAGCGAUCAUAACGUCGCUGGAUCGCAACUACCGGACAAUUCCGUACGUCCUCGAGCGCCUCUGGGACGUUGACUAAGCAAUUUUCUCGCAAUAAAUACGACAUCAACGACGCCACAACGAUGCUCGGGCUGCGCGAGGAGGACAAAACGAUCCCGCUGAAGAACCUCACCAUCGAGACGGCCAUCUGCUGGCAAGCGCUGCUCGAGUUCCUCCAGCACACCGAGUCGGACGAGCUGGACGCGUACAUGGUGGAUCUGAUGGCAUUUUGCAACUACAUCAAGACCUUUGCGGACACGCCGACGCUGUGCAACUACAUUCGGCAGCUGGCGUACGAUUCGUCGAUGACGACGGACAAGCUGCAAAAGAUGUACUUCCAGUCGAUGAUGCAGGUGCUGCUGGAGAUUGUAGCUUCGUACGAUAUGGGUGACGAGGUCGGUCGGGAGAACUUGAAGAAGGUGCUGGCAGAUAUGCUGGCUUGCGGCGAUCUUGGCGAGGGCAACGUGAAGACGAUUAUGGCCAUCUUUGAGCGGUGGGUAGGUGGCGUCGAGGAGCGGUUCCGAUUCUGUUUGGAUUUGAUCAACGGAAUUUUGGAACCCUCGCGGACGGACGUUUCCAACAGGUCGCGAUCGUUGGUGGAUGAGUACUUGGAAAAGAACUCGGACAAGAGUCUGCAGAUGAAGUCUUUCUCGCUUUGCUUGAACAUAAUGACUUGAAGGAGCAAGAUAUGGACAAGUUCAACAAGAAGGAUUAUGGUGGUGCACAGCGUGCGACGGACGAGUUGACCGCGACAAUGACGUACACAAGAUCACUAUCCGGUUCAUCUACAAACGGAACUAGCAGAAGUCUGAACACAUCCAGUUCUACAACAUUUUUUUCCAGCGGAAUAUGAAGGUGUUGAAGAUUAUAGAGAUGGGGCGGAAGAACUUUGAUCUGUCCGCGCCGAAGCUCAUCCCGCAGAACCGGCUGGAAAUCUGACUGGGUUGUGUGAGCGCCGUUGACGAGCACCAAGGUGGACUGAUGUUCAAUCUGGACGUUUCGCGUCGUGUUCUGCUGCAGAUCACCGACAUGAGAACUUUUUCUGCCUCGAUCUGUACGAGAUCAUCCAAGUGGAAGACUACAAAGGUAAGGAUGAUGACGAUUUGAAUGUUCCAGAAGAACUUCCUGUCGCGAAGAGAACAAGGUGGAUGAAAAGAAGUCG
Culex pipiens pallens (northern house mosquito) is the source of this 1357-nucleotide messenger RNA. RefSeq lists its product as uncharacterized. Lineage: Eukaryota; Metazoa; Arthropoda; Insecta; Diptera; Culicidae. Gene Ontology annotation, biological process: mitotic chromosome condensation. The transcript is spliced from 2 exons. Gene Ontology annotation, cellular component: condensin complex; cytoplasm; condensed chromosome. The coding region runs from base 279 to 872 and encodes 197 amino acids. The record is from RefSeq and is a predicted model, not a curated record.